GAGGUGACUUUUCAGACUCAAAGUAGCGAUCAUCAUGAAUAUUAUCUCAAUAUCUAUAUAUUGUUGUUGGUGUGGGAUUUUUGACCACCGGGGGGCGCUAUGGUUCAGUUCUCUAUGUGAGAGGGUCCCUGUUAUGUUAUUUUUGUGUCGUGCACGCGCUUGAGCACGCACGUGCACGCAGGUGGUGUGACAUUUCAGCCUCCUUCACGCUAUUCUGCUGACCUUCGGGUGGUGCCAAUUCACCAAGGUGCGUAUAGCCACGAGCCAGCAAAAGAAGGGACCGACAUAGCCGCUUGCUUGCAAACAUGGAUACAACUGACUUUUGAGCCACUACGUUCACCAAUCUGGCUGGUCACUCCACCAGAGAGGUAGGGUACGGUGGGUUUGCAGAGGAUUUUUUGCUGAGAAAAAUGCUAUAUAAGAGGGGCACUGAUGUGAGCUGAUGAGGCCUGGCUCACAGUCGGCGAUCCGUUGCACCUCAAAGGUGUCGCUCUGGGCAAGGCCAAUCACGUUCUCUCCCAACACACCUUGAAAACCAUUUCUGUAGAUCAGGCAAAAGCAGGUUAUUGUCUAAAAUGUAAUUGUGGGCUGUAGUAUAAAGAAUUAAGUAAAAAUAUGAUGACGUUCACGCUCAAAGAACACAAAGUAUGUGCCCAUUACUUGUGGCCACAUAGUGGGAAUAGUCGUGACUGAAUUUUGACAUCGUGUCAGUCAGCCAAGGUGCGUGUGCGUGUGCGUGUGCGUGUGUGUGUGUGUGUGUGUGUGUGUGUGUCCAAAGCAUGUGAAGUGAGGAGCAGGAGGGGUAUCAAGGGAGGACCGCAGGUGUGCGACCUCUCUCUCCUCUUCAGACAGCACAUCAGCUGAUGGUGAGCGAGCGGAGGGCUAUUCCCCGGAGCAUGUCACUCGUCACACUGUCCACAAAGUUGUCCGUCCUUCAUGUGCCAUCACAACUGCUAAAGCCUCCUCAACGCCAUGCCAGCCAUAGUCAACCUCCUCUUCAACGUCGUCUCCACCAACACCACCAUCUCCUUCGCCGUGGUGCUUCCCAUGGUCAGCCUCGUCUCCCUCCUGGUGGGGGUCGGGGGUCACCUGCUGCUGUGGCUGGUGCUGGUGAGGAACCCCCGCAGUCGCGCCAAGCCCAGCUCCGUCCUGCUCCUCAACCUCAGCCUGGCGGACCUGGGCGCCCUGCUGACCCUGCCCUGUGUGCUGCUGAGCGCUAGUUUCCAGAACUGGCAGCUUGGAGGCGGGGCCUGCGUCUUCCUGGGGUUCAUGACCUCGGUGACUGUGGGAGUGGAAAUCUUCAGCCUGGCUCUGUUGUCGGUGCUGCGGUAUCGUAUAGUUGCACCGCGGACGAGGCCGCCUGCCAGCCUGACACAAGUGUUAUGCACUGUGGUAGCCAUUUGGCUGGUCUCAAUAACCAUGGCUUUGCCCAAGGUCACCUACAUCGACUUUAACGGCGGUUGCACGUGGUCGGUGGGUCGAGACGAGUGGCUGUUCUUCCUUGUCCCCGCCUUCCUGGUUUAUUACGUUGCCCCCCUCCUCUGUAUCGCCGUCAACUGUGGCCUCAUCAUCUCCCACCUCCAUGGCUGCCGGGGGACCCUGGCCGCAGACCGACGCAACAAGAAAGCCACGGCCCUGCUGAUCGGCUCCACGCUUGUCUUCGCAGUCAGCUGGCUGCCUUAUUAUGCGCUUGAAUUCGUGAAUGUCAUGUCUCCCCACGUGAGCUCGGCGGCCUCUCCCACUAACGUGUUUGUGCCGAAGCCUUCUUCAACUCUGUCUCCAUCGCGAGGGCCAGGUGAGGAAUCGGGGACGAGGGUCUCCCUGCUGUGGGAGGUGUCGUCCCUGACGGCCAUACUGCUGGUGUGUAUGGCACCAUGCUGGAACCCUCCACUGUACUUCUUGUUGUCACGUCCAGCUAUGCGUCAGCUCCGAGCUCUACUGCCUUCAUUCUUCAAUCGCCUGAGAGAAAAACCCGUGCAGGCCUGGCGCAUUGCUCCCGCUCCUCCAUCGUGCCUGCCACACCCUCAGCCUCCUGCACGCUGUCUUACUCACCAGACGCUGACACACAGACUGACUCAGUAAUGUUUGUACACACACACACACACACACACACGCUCGCUUAGAUAUCCCCAUGCCAUACUAUUCAUGAGUGCCAUCCCAACAAACUGUAUCUAUGAUAUGCAUGAGUCACAACAUGCUUUGUAAACACAUCCCAUUGGUCAUAGCCACAUCUUCUUUGCUUUUGUAACGUAACAGUAAUAAAAAAAAAAAGGCUCUCGGCAACCGUGUGUGAAGCUCUCACACAGACGACAGUGUAUCAUAAACAGAAUGCAUUAUGUGCCAUAAAAAGCACAGGGUUUAUAUUCCCCAUCACAAUGCCAGAGUCACUCAGCAACUCACCGUUGUGGGCAGUGGGAGGCUCGCAGAAGGAGCAGAAUUGCCACUUUUGAAAUGAUUUUUAUAGCCAAGUUUUCUCUUUAUUUCGAGGCGCACGUCAUCAUUUAAAAAUCCAGGUCACUGAACUCACGGAGACGUCUCUAGUGCUCCCACAUGGGACCUGAACCUGCUUGUUACCAGUCGUAACAGCCUUUUCCCGGGGACGGAAGGAUGUCCGCUGAGAACCACGUUGACUGACAUUACCCACCCGAGCAAACGUAAACCAAAUCCCCCCACGGAGCUUUCAAACCACCAUCCCCGGAUGGCGACAAAGAGCGCAUGACAAGUCUGACAGAGCACGUGCACAGUAUAAAGGAGUGUCGCCCUGCUUUGAUAAACCUCCAAAGAACAUCAUUGCAUUGCAUCUCGUCGAACACAGCAACCAAUACAACCCUGUAACCCCAAUACUGUGCCAUCUGACGGAGCAAGAACACAGGGGACUCAAGGCCCGCCUCGCUGUAAAGCUCCCUGUAAAUCUCUAGGCGGCAACAGUAUCUAUAUUCUAUGUCAUCUCAACAACUUUGAGAAAAGACGGCUGUCCUGUCUCGUUAGAAGCAUCAAUACGAUUUGACUCGUUAUGUUCUGAGAUUGAAUGCUGGGAGACGCUUAUUAAAUAGUGAUUUGGCUCGAAGAAUCACAUCAGAGGAUGGCCGCGUUGGGAAAAUUACUUCUCAAGUGAAGCCCGUCUACACUCAAAGUGGUUUAGUAUCACAUUGUAAAGGGCAUGUCGUGUACUCGCUGUGGUCAGCAGCUCAGUUUGACAAAUUGGCCCAGAGCGAGUAAUUGGAUUUUUUUUUUUGUAGUCUGGCUUUUCAUACGGAGGAGAGGCAAUUUAAAUUUAUUGGAAAAUUGGAAUCACUUGCGCUGCCCAUUGAUAUUACAUCAUGGGUUUGUUUUGCAGCUAUGAUUGGAGAUUUUGCAAAGUUUUAAUGUGAAACACACACAAACGGACAUCUACACCUGAAACACCUAAACAAACACAAUAAUCACUGUGCAAUAGGAAACAUACUUUUAUAUGCCACUCAAUUUUUCUAUAGAAGUAUAUCAUUUCAAACAACAAGAAAUAUAUAUGUGUAUAUGUAUAUGAUGUAUCAUAAUACAUACCAUAAAGGUGUAUGGCUUAUCGCAUGUGUGUACCGUUCACGUUGUAUACUGUGAACUCGAGACGAGUGUAAGGAUAAUUAUAAAUAUUUGUGAGCCUUUUUUUACAAACACUUAGACAGUAUUUAAACUUUGGCCAGUGAAAUUAAAUGGUGAAUUUAUACAAUUUGGAUUUGGUGUGGCUCAACCACAUAUAUAUCACACACAUAUUUUUAAAUGUAUUGAAAAAAGCACUUGAAGCUGUUUUUUGCCUGUUUGAUAAAA
Molecule: messenger RNA, 3801 nt
Organism: Scophthalmus maximus (turbot)
Lineage: Eukaryota; Metazoa; Chordata; Actinopteri; Pleuronectiformes; Scophthalmidae
Product: somatostatin receptor type 5
Exons: 3
Coding region: 973-2082 (369 amino acids)
Biological process (GO): G protein-coupled receptor signaling pathway
Cellular component (GO): membrane
Molecular function (GO): G protein-coupled receptor activity
Source: RefSeq, a predicted model, not a curated record